CACACAACCAUAGUAAAUACGAUUUUUGAAGGCUCUCCUUUCCGCACGAAGCACCCCGGCAUAGAGCAAGAAAGACCCCCUUUAACUACCCCGCAGUAAAGAAGCUGUCACAGUCUUUGGAGUUCGAUGUGUACACGUAUCUGUUUUUAAAGGAUAUUUUUUUUCGUUCGAUACCAAUGUUGAUUUGAUGCCAUUUUUGUACACAAAUGAUUUGAAGGAAAAUGAGUAGUAAUCAAGACACCAAAGCUAUCAUUAUCCAGCCCGAGGGUCGGGGUAGAACCCCCCUCCAGGAAUGGCCCGUCCAUACAGAGUGUCCUUACUGUGGCGGCUUUAUCCUGACCAGUCUAGAAUAUGAAACAGGGACGCUUACCUGGAUAAUGUGUUUCUUUAUAAUGUUCAUUGGGCUGUUUCUAGGAUGCUGUUUAGUGCCUUUUUGUAUGGACGGGUGUAAAGAUAUUGCUCAUAUUUGUCCAGACUGUAAAAAGGAAGUGGGAAGAUUUUACCGGAUUUGAAACUAUAUUCACUGAGAUAUGCAUGAUUCCAUAGCCUAUCAUGUUUUAAAAUUCGCUGUAUAUAUUUUAUCAUGAAAAAUUAUAUUUUCAUGAAAAAGUCUUUGUGUAGAGUAUUCUGCACAUCAUUUUGUUUUUCAAAGAAAUACUAUUGUUAUUGUUUUUGUAUGUGUAUGUUUUUGUAAGGAUUAUAUAGUUGAACAAUGUACAAAUAAGCCAAUGUCAGCUGAUAUGACCGUACAUAUAUAAUUAUCAUUCAGCAUUACCUAACUUCGCUAAACUCUUCGUACAAGCACUGCAUAUGAGCAAAAUAAUUCAAUAUAUUAGCAAAAGUUUGUUAAAUAACCCGUGAAUAUGUAUUUUUAAUAAAUUGACAUUAUUAGGGUGUUUCUGUGCGAAAUUCUUAGUGUCCAUAAUUUGCUUUGACUCUGUAUGACUGAACUUUUAAGCAAUGUUUUUGCUCUAUGUAAAUGCUCUAUGCAAAAGACAGAACCAUUUAUUCUGACUGCUGUCAGUAUGUGGUUUUGUAUUGUAUAAUUUUUUUUUUUAAUUUUGUUUAACAACUGUAAUUGAUGAUUUAUAAGUUAUUGGUGAUGACGUGUGCAGUGCCUGCUCUAAAAGUAUGUUUUCUUGACAUAUUGCCACUAUUUAGAAAAUGAUUCUGAUUUGAAAUUUGUGAUAAUUAGGAAGACCUAGUUUGUUAUAUUUGUUGACAGUUAUUUUUUUGUAUAUUAGAUAAUUGAAUGACAUGUAUUGAUAAAAUGAGAAUGUAAUAAACAAUCAUGAGUCAA
This is a messenger RNA of Magallana angulata, 1300 nucleotides long. RefSeq names its product lipopolysaccharide-induced tumor necrosis factor-alpha factor homolog. Gene Ontology annotation, molecular function: zinc ion binding. Lineage: Eukaryota; Metazoa; Mollusca; Bivalvia; Ostreida; Ostreidae. Bases 222 to 512 code for a protein of 96 amino acids. The record is from RefSeq and is a predicted model, not a curated record. The transcript is spliced from 3 exons.